UGUGCCUGCAAAAACCCAAAACCCCAAAGGCACUCUAUAGUUCACGUUUCAAGCUACAAUGGUGACCGCUCUCGCCGUCGGCUGCACCAGGUCCGUCCUCCGCUCCACCAUCGUCCGCAAUGCAGCGGCCAGAAUUGCAACUGAAACCAAAGCUGCUCGAUCUUCCUUUCGAAUCUCCAAGCAGAAAAAUCUCUCUCAUCGCCUCUUCAGGUCUCCCGUUGAGAUGAGCUGCUGUGUCGAGUCGAUGAUGCCCCACCACACUGCCACUGCGUCCGCUUUGCUGACUUCAAUGCUGUCGGUCUCUCAUCGUCGGGGUUACGGUUGGCUUCCUGAAGGCCAAGACAGAACUAGAUGAUGACCAAGCAAGCAAAGAUGGAUUGAUUAAAUGGCCUAUACAGAGUGAAUGCUAUGUUUUUACCUCUUUCUAAGGAGAAAGGUGCAAACGUUCAGUUUACAUUAAUGACAUUGAUGAGACACAUUGAACUUCAUUAUUUUAAGAGGCCUUUUUUUAUAUAUUUUGUGUAUUUCUCUCCUCACUAGAAAUUUACUGUGUUGCAUCUUAUUGAACUUCUUGCUCCAAAGCUCCAAACAUUCAUGAGGGUUUAUCCAGAAUUACAAUGUUUUAUAUUAUAAUACCUAUAAAUUUAAAAGGAGAGAAUCUAGAUACCAACUAUUUGUUUAUGAAGGUUGGUACCGUAGCCAAUUAUUCUCUCUUUGUAUUUCAUGUGA
Molecule: messenger RNA, 729 nt
Organism: Nelumbo nucifera (sacred lotus)
Lineage: Eukaryota; Viridiplantae; Streptophyta; Magnoliopsida; Proteales; Nelumbonaceae
Source: RefSeq, a predicted model, not a curated record